Sorex fumeus (smoky shrew) is the source of this 2454-nucleotide messenger RNA. RefSeq names its product RAB1A, member RAS oncogene family (gene RAB1A). The transcript has 6 exons. Lineage: Eukaryota; Metazoa; Chordata; Mammalia; Eulipotyphla; Soricidae. The coding region runs from base 218 to 835 and encodes 205 amino acids. Gene Ontology annotation, molecular function: GTP binding; GTPase activity. The record is from RefSeq and is a predicted model, not a curated record.
AUUUCCUGGUUCGCCGGCGGCCAUUUUGGGUGGAAGCGAGAGCUGAGUGGCGGCGGCUGCUGAUUGUGUUCUGAGGGGACGGAGUGGGGGAAGACGUUUGCUCUCCCGGAACAGCCUAUCUCAUUCCUCCCCUCCGGUUCCCCGUGGCGCGGAGAGUCUAGAAGGCGGCUGCGGCAGCAAGGGCGGCGGUGGCGGCGGCGGCGGCAGCUGCAGUGACAUGUCCAGCAUGAAUCCUGAAUAUGAUUAUUUAUUCAAGUUACUUCUGAUUGGUGAUUCUGGUGUUGGAAAGUCUUGCCUCCUUCUUAGGUUUGCAGAUGAUACUUACACAGAAAGCUACAUCAGCACAAUUGGUGUGGAUUUCAAAAUAAGAACUAUAGAGUUAGAUGGGAAAACAAUCAAGCUUCAAAUAUGGGACACAGCAGGCCAAGAAAGAUUUCGAACAAUCACCUCCAGUUAUUACAGAGGAGCCCAUGGCAUCAUAGUUGUGUAUGAUGUGACAGAUCAGGAAUCCUUCAAUAACGUUAAACAGUGGCUGCAGGAGAUAGAUCGUUAUGCCAGUGAAAAUGUCAACAAGUUGUUGGUAGGGAACAAAUGUGAUCUGACCACAAAGAAAGUUGUAGACUACACAACAGCAAAGGAAUUUGCUGAUUCCCUUGGAAUUCCAUUUUUGGAAACCAGUGCUAAGAACGCAACGAAUGUAGAACAGUCUUUCAUGACAAUGGCAGCUGAGAUUAAAAAGAGAAUGGGUCCUGGAGCGACAGCUGGUGGUGCGGAGAAGUCCAAUGUUAAAAUUCAGAGCACUCCGGUCAAACAGUCAGGUGGAGGUUGCUGCUAAAACUUGCCUCCGUCCUUUUCUCACAGCAAUGAAUUUGCAAUCUGAACCCAAGUGAAAAAAACAAAAUUGCCUGAAUUGUACUGUAUGUAGCUGCACUACAACAGAUUCUUACCGUCUCCACAAAGGUCAGAGAUUGUAAAUGGUCAAUACUGACUUUUUUUUUUAUUCCCUUGACUCAAGACAGCUAACUUCAUUUUCAGAACUGUUUUAAACCUUUGUGUGCUGGUUUAUAAAAUAAUGUGUGUAAUCCUUGUUGCUUUCCUGAUACCAGACUGUUUCCCGUGGUUGGUUAGAAUAUAUUUUGUUUUGAUGUUUAUAUUGGCAUGUUUAGAUGUCAGGUUUAGUCUUCUGAAGAUGAAGUUCAGCCAUUUUGUAUCAAACAGCACAACCGGUGUCUGUCACUUUCCAUGCAUAAAGUUUAGUGAGAUGUUAUAUGUAAGAUCUGAUUUUGCUAGUUCUUCCUUGUAGAGUUAUAAAUGGAAAGAUUACACUAUCUGAUUAAUAGUUUCUUCAUACCUGCAUAUAAUUUGUGGCGGCAGAAUAUUGUAAUUUGUUGCACACUAUGUAACAAAACAACUGAAAGAUAUGUUUAAUAAAUAUUGUACUUAUUGGAAGUAAUAUCAAAUUGUAUGGUGAUAAGUAUUGUUUCAAUUCUAAUUCUUAUGGUUAAAGGGAAAUAGAACCUUGCAUUAUAUCAAAACAGCCUCUUGUGUGUGCAACCAGGGCAUAUAGACUAUCUUAUAUCUUAGAGCAGUAUCUAAUAUGCUUUCCAGAUAAUACCCAAUAAAUGACUUAGGGAGGCUUAUGUGUUCUGAGAUUUAGCCAGACUUAGUGGUUCAGGGAGAUUAAAUUUUAUGGGAAACAAGUGUAGAAUAUAUGCUAUCUAGCCUAUUAGUACCUUGAUCCUUCUUUAAAGCUAUUUGAAAUGGCUUCAUUUUGUUAAUUCAUCUGUGGUAGAGGUGGAAAACAGCACAGCUUUUUUUCCCCUAAUUGGCAAAUGAUCAGACUGCUGUGUUGAUGCUGUUUUUAAUCCAUGCUCUGAGUCAGUUGUCAACUGUGUUUGGAGGAGACUUAAAACAUUGAAGUAGAGAGUGAGAAAUUUAUUGUGAUUGCCCUAACUUUAGAAAUUAUAUCCAUACUGAAAACAUGAAUGCUGGGUAGAAAUAAACGAAAGAAAUAUAUUUAUUUCAGUGGAAUUUUGCACAUGUGAAAAUUUUGUUAAAUAGGACCUUAAAAGAUUCUAGGGUUUUGAGGGAAACAAAUCCUUUGCUGACACUGGCAUUUUAAAGUGACAGAAAUCAAGGGUUGUUUCUUAGGCUGGGAGUGGGAGGUUGGGGUUGGGGCUGAAGUGAGGUAGCAGCAGCCAAAAUAUUAUUUUAGACCUGGCAUGUGGCUAUUGACAACAGAGUUAGGUUUCUUCUUUAAUUCAAUGAUAAAAAUUUAAACUAAAACAAGCCAAAAAUUAAUAGGUUCCUUUAUUUUCACUAAACAGGCAAUUGAAAUACAUGGUACAAAAAUAAGUGGUAAGAUUAUUGUAAAACGAAAUGGACAGAAUAUUCAAAUUACAUUUUCCAUCUAUGAGAAUUUCACAAUAAAAUCAUAGUUUACUUUGUAUUAUA